Messenger RNA from Manduca sexta (tobacco hornworm), 5216 nucleotides. RefSeq lists its product as uncharacterized. NCBI's taxonomy places the organism in Eukaryota, Metazoa, Arthropoda, Insecta, Lepidoptera, Sphingidae. The transcript is spliced from 32 exons. The coding region runs from base 137 to 5113 and encodes 1658 amino acids. Gene Ontology annotation, cellular component: membrane. The record is from RefSeq and is a predicted model, not a curated record.
UACUGUAUCCAUCAUUUUAUCAAUCAAUUUUAUGUCAAAGAGAAUAUCAUUGGCUGCAAUAGAUUUGUUUUUAGAGAAAUUAUAAAUACUACCUAGAAUUGUUUAUUUCUGUUCCAGGUUCCAUGGUUUCUUAAACAUGGCGCAUUUCGCUUUAUUGUGGAAGGCGAGAAUCGUAGAAAAAUACCGCGUCAAAUAUGAAAAUGAGAAAAUCAAUUCAAUUGCCAUGGCGGAUAUUGAACUACCCAAAAAAAAUGUGCUGCAAAAAUGGCGACAUUACCGUUUCGAUACACAAAAACGAAUUUCGAAAACAUUUCGUCAACUUUACCCAGAAGGGUCCAGCCUAUCGAAUUUCAUAAUAUAUUUGAGAACCAAGCAGACUUUUACUAACAUUCUGGUGAAAGCAAUAUUCGGAUUCAUUGGAGGAUAUGUCUUAUCAUACCUAUGCUUCAUAUUUUUUGUGUACCAGCUAUCAAUUUCUGUGGUAUACGCCACAGUUCUGAGUUUUAUAAUCGGGAUACUUUUGACUUUGGGACUAGCUUUUAGCUACAGAAUAAGGUGCCUAAUAUUUUUACUAGUACCACAAUUUUUCUCUCGAUUUGGUCGGUAUACCCUGACUUGCUAUGCGUUAAUUUUAAUUUUAACUGGUCCUGCAACGAACACUUUGAAAAACUCUGAAGUACUUUCAGAAUCGAUGGCUUGCAGUCAGGAACAAAUAAAAACAAGCCUAAACAAUCUGAACGAAUCGGUAAAAAAACCUCAUAAUUUCCUGAAGGAUUCUGUAAAACAAAUCAUGGAGAAGACUAAGAAAAUUUCACUUGAGUUAAAGCAAAUAAUGAUAAAGAUUAACAGGCUGAUCCUGAGCGUCGUGAGCGCAAUACAAAUGAAUUUUGAAUGGUUGAAAUCCAUAGCGGUAAACUGCAACAAAAAACUGGGAACCCCUCACGAGUUCUGCACUCAAGUACUAAAGAAUAGCAUAGCAUAUUGCGAAGAAGUCUUUGGUGCUGUGUCUAAAUUGUGCGAUAAAACUAAUCUGGCACGCGAGGCCUGCGCUGAUACAAAGGCCUUCGAGGCUUUCUGCGGAGUUUCCGAAUUUGUUGACGAUUGCUUUCUCGCCACCGUUCGGAGAAGACUAAAAGAUUUCUCUGACCGAAUCGAAGCGAUGAUGCACGUAGAAGUGAGAACACAUCAUUCUUACUCAUUUAGUGCCGACACCAGCGGCUCUACUAGUCAAGUGGCAGCGGGUAUAGUUACAGAGAUCAGGAACCGGGCUGAUCCGCUACUUACUUGGUUGUCUUGGAGCUCUUGUGUGACAAGUUUGUUCCUGCUGCUUAUUAUAUUUAGGGCGAAAUAUUAUCAGCACAUGUACGAAACAAGAUCUCGGUUUGACAAUCGUUAUGUAUCCAAAGAACUCCGCGAUUUAGACUUGAAAAGGCUAAGAGAGGGUAGAGAAACAAUAUUACCGCUAAAUAGAAGAGAAAAAGCCAAAUACAUCAAUAUAACAUCGUUUCGAUUACUAACGUCGGAAAGAACGUAUUGGAGUCGUUCUGUCGUAUUCAUGACAAUAACAACGUUCAAGUUAUUGAUCCAUAUGGUGGCAGAUUACAGCUUAUACUGGGUUCUCAUGACUAUUAAAUAUCAUGGAAGUUUGCAGACGCCAUUGCCUGCGGAAUUGCCAAGACCUUACUUUGAUGUAUCAGAUGCUGGACUUGUUGGAAGAUUUCUUAAAUCCACACUUAGUAUUCUUGAAAUACCACUAUUCAAUACUGAUUCUUCAGCGUCUUGUCUUCCAAAUCCUAAACCACCUGAUUUUCGACGAUAUACGCAAAUUGGUGUGCUUAUAUUUCUAUUAUGGUUCUUUGCUUUAUUCGAGCCAUAUGGACUUCGACUGCGUCAUGUUAUAAUGAGCCAUUAUCGACCAGAGAGAGCUCGAGAAAGAGCUGUGUGGCUUUAUAAUCACAUAUUACGGACACGUGGUAGUUUUAUGAAAUUUGCACGAAGAAAACUCCAUAGAGAAUAUAAAUAUAGAGCGCAAACUAAAUUAACAUUUCGAAUGUGGUUUACUUCUCUCAUGCCAUUUAAUUGCCUCCGUUCUCUCCUCGAUAAAAGAUUUGAAGAGAAAUGUUUACUAUGUGGUACAACACAAUUAAAAACAGAUCCUGACACACAAAUGAUAAGAUGUGAAUGUAAGGACUGCCCUGGCACAUAUUGCUGUUCGUGUUUUGCCGAGAUUGGCCAACUUUGCACCAUUUGUUUAUCACCAGAAGACUACGGGGAUUUAAGUGACGUCAGUUUGGAAAGAGGUUCAUCUGGAGAAAGCAGUGACAGUGAAGACGAAAAUGACGAUAAUGGACAUUCAAGAAUCAAUACCGAGAGGAAUAAAUCUCCUGGCAGACUUUACAACGAAAACAAUAAUAUAACAAAGUAUCUAAAAACAACAAACCAGAAGAAUGUAGCUCCAAGAACUAAGCAACGUGAAGACGAAGUUUCACUCUUGCCUUACAAUAGGCACAGAAUUACGAGAUUUCGUAACAUUGAACAUAGCUACGAUAAUCCUCGCGCUAAAGAAUUUGAUGACCAUUUAUUUGCCGAAAUAACCUCGGAAAUAGAUAAUUAUUGUAUAAAUCAUAUUAUAUUUGAUCCAAUGUUAGAAGUGGAUGAAAUGAACAAAAUAUUUAAAAAUGAUAGGCACUAUUUUGACGUUUUAAACCAAAUAAAUAUUAAUUACAAGUCUUUCCCUUAUAAUAUUUAUGUUAAAGCAAAAUCUACAAAAUGUUUACUUAUAAAUAUAGUUAUGAUUAAUACAAAGACCACUGAUGAUUGUAUUGAUGUUAAGCAUCUAACGAAUACAUUGUGUUUCGAAAAUUGCAAGAAGAAUUCUAAGAGAGUGAAACGUAAGAAAGGAGAUAAAAAGAAGUCUGAGAAGAAACACAACAGAAAAUGUAGGGAGACAGACAAUCACAAUAAAUUAAAUACGGGAACAUUAUAUGGACACAUAAAGAAAUUAAAAAGUCUUAAAACAAUAUGCUCUACAUGCUGGAGUAAUGUGAAAUUACAGGUUAAGUCUGCUAGUACAUUGCGAAAUGUUAAUAAUAACAAUGAUAUUAGCAAAGAAAAGAAAAAUUUUAAACGACGCAAAAAAUUAAUUAGAUUUUUCCGGGCCAACCAAAACGAUGACUUAGACCAAAAAGAUAAAGAAGAAGCAAGAAAGUUUAGAAUAUCCGUUUACUUUUCCGAUCAAGAGUGGUUUAAAAGAAAGUAUGAAAUUGAUUCUAAAGUCCCAGAAAGAAAAGUUAAUUUCAAAAAUACAGGCAAACCUUUAGUAGAUUUGUCAUUUGAAAGUCCAUUAGAUCUUAAAGAAGCUCCGCCAAAAAUCCAGAUCGCGAAGUGUACAAGUUCUGGAAUGUUGAAAAUUAAUGUUCCAAGAAAAGAGAACCCUGAUAAUAAUCAACUGAAAAUUCGCCGUAAAUCAAAAAUAGACAUCACAAAAAAGGCAUUGGAAAGGUUCCGUAAUAGAAUUUCACAGAAGUUCCAAAAAGGUCCAUCGACCAAGAAUGUAACACGAAAGUUAGUAAAGGCCGCAGAAGUCUCCCGUGAACGAAUUGGAAGAAUAAUUUUGCGUCAGAAUAAUUCAAGUACGACAAGACGAGUCAACUAUUUCCGCUCCAUUGUUAAUAAUGAUGUUGGCAGUAUAAAUGACAUCUUCGAAGAGACUGGAAGGAAAUUUUGUAUUAAAACAAAUCAGUCACUUAUCGAUCAAGAAAAUCCCGCUACGUAUUGUGAAGGUGAUGGAUCUUAUAAUGACGACUGCAACCUUCCGGGUAAUCCACCCUGUGACAGUAACACUUCAAGGAAAACUAGCGAAAUGGAUACCUUAAACAGUAAAAAGAAAAAAUGCGUUUGUGAUAAAUCAAAGAACGUGCCUCGUUUAAAGACUCCAUUGAAGUUAAUGAGAGACUUAUGCGCAUCACUUUUUGGAAGCUCAACUGAGGAAGAAACGUCCUGCAUAAUUAGGAAAGAAAACAAAGCCAACAAAGGAGUGAAUGUGCUGCCUAAAGUGAAAUCUUUCUCCUGCCAACAUACCCAAGUAAAAGUAAUUCAGGACCACACCACUCAAGCGGCAUGGGCUCCGCGCGAAAUUGUGCAAGAUGCCAUGAGUAAAGAGAAUGAAACGUGUACUUGCGCUACACAGCGUGUCAUUACCAGCAGAGAUGUCGGCACUUGGUUAGGGCAUCACUGCAAUGAAUUACAUCAUGCAGCUACAGAACAUAAAAGAAGGAUGCUACACGAAAAGUCAGAAGACUCGCAACAAGGACAUGUGCCUCAGGCAACGACAGAAGAUUAUGAUUUUCAUAAAGAAAGUUCAGGAUCAUUGAACGAUGUUAACGAUAGUUUCACAAACGAAAGCCUAACAUGUCUUAAAAGUGAAUCCUCUCUUGCAAGUAAUGGUUCCAAAACCGACACAACAAUAAUUAGCCUCGCGACACUCAAUUACAGAGAAGAGAGAAAAACGAAUAAAAGAAAGACUAAAACAAGAGUUGUAACAAAAACAAACCGAUCAACGUUGACUGAAAAAGCUAAGGUUUGUGACGUGAGCACGAUUACGAACGAUUGGUGGAGUCCUAUUGUUGAGAAAAAGAAAGCAGAAAAAGAAAUAUCUUUGGAGAAGAAGAAAGGAGAUUGUGUUAUGAGAGAAGUAAAAAAACGGUUAAGGAAUAGGGGAAUGACUACGGAUGGCAGAAUUGUUACGUUUAGAAGUCGGACACAGCUUAUACCUCCAGGAGCAAACGAUGUCAUGUCUCCGUCAAGAUAUCUCUUGGAAUCUCAAAAAUAUUACAACGAAUUAUUUUCGUCGAAGUAUUAUACGCCUCAUAUGUACGUCCUUACUCAAAGCCAGCAACGCCAGGAGAAUGAUAAAGAUCGUUUUUCCACUUCUGCUAAAUGCCAUAGACGAAGGGGGUAUAAAAGUAGGAGACAGGACGGAAAUUACUCAAAGAGAAGUGGCUCUAUUAGGAUUGCCGACUCACCGCGCAAGAAAUUACAAGACAACCCGUUCAAAGAAAAUAAAUUACACAGGCAUUUACCAAAAUUAGACCAUGGAAAAAUAAACAUGUAAAGUAUCGCAAAAUAAUAUAGAGAUUAACUCGCGCAUUUAAAAUUACUUUGGCCAUUGAAUAAAAAGGAGUACCUAAUAAGUAGUGCAGAAUAACUCACGCAUU